This is a messenger RNA of Schistocerca gregaria, 1443 nucleotides long. RefSeq lists its product as uncharacterized. NCBI's taxonomy places the organism in Eukaryota, Metazoa, Arthropoda, Insecta, Orthoptera, Acrididae. Gene Ontology annotation, biological process: apoptotic DNA fragmentation. Gene Ontology annotation, cellular component: nucleus; mitochondrial inner membrane. The record is from RefSeq and is a predicted model, not a curated record. Gene Ontology annotation, molecular function: metal ion binding; nucleic acid binding; single-stranded DNA endonuclease activity.
AUGAUGUGGAGCAGAGGUCGUGGCGUGCAGCUGUGGGCCCUGCUGGCGGCCGCGGCGCUGGCCGCCCUCCAGCAGGUAGAAGCGAUCGCCUUCCUGCCCGCAGCGGCGGGCGGCGACCACACUCCCCUCAGUGUGAACACGAUGGCCCCCCUGCCGCUGCCGCUGCUGCUGGCUCUGCUGCUGGCCACGGCUGGCCACGCCUCACCGCUGCCUCGUGCAGGUUGCUCGGUGGCCAAGAUGCGCGACCCGCAGCCGCUGCUGCUGAAACCCGGUGGCAGCAAAGACGUGCACGGCUUCGUCACGCCGGACUCCUCGGGGGUGAUCUCGCUCAGCCGGAACGAGCAGAUCGUACUCGCGUGCCCCGACAACAGCCUCCAGGCCACCGGGCAGUCCCAAGCAACGGCCUUCUGCGUCUCGGGCUCCACCUUCUCCAUCAACGGGCGAUCGUACGACUUCGCUGAUCUCAGAUGCCGAUCCCAGCUGAAGCCGUCAGGCCAGAAAACGGGCAGCUCUUGCGGAAGCAGCGGUCAGUACCAAGUGAUCCAGCUAGGCUUCCAGGUCGGCGCCGACUUCUACACGCUGAUCGACGCCUGCUUCGACGAUCGUUCCUACAGCACGGUGUACGACCACUCUACGAUGAUCGCCGAAAUGGGGGAAAGGCAGAGCGGUUUUGACCGGCGCGAUUGGUUGGACGGCGGCUUCUUCGGCGACAUCGACUUGGAUAACCAGUACAAACGUGCCACGCAGAUUCAGACGGUCGGCACGCUGCUGGGGUCCAGUCAACUGGGGUCCAAGUACAUUUUUGAAACCAGCGACUACUUCCUUUCCAGGGGACACCUCAGUGCUAAGGCCGAUUUCAUUCUCCGCGCGCUGGAGUAUGCCUCAUUUUUGUAUGUGAAUGCUGCGCCGCAGUGGCAAACGUUCAACGGUGGCAACUGGAACACCUUGGAAAAUAAUGUACGUUCCUAUGUUUCGAACAACGAGAUAGAGCUGGAAAUCUACACGGGUACGCACGGCAUCACGACGCUGCCGGACGUGAACAAUGUCGAGACGGAGUUGUAUCUUUAUGCUGACGGCAGCAAGUACAUUCCAGUUCCAAAGAUCUUCUGGAAGAUCGUGUACGACACUAACACUAGGGCAGCUGUGGUGUUCGUGGGCGUAAACACUCCGUACAUUGAGAACCCUGGCACUGACUACUACGUCUGCACAGACGUAUGCAGCAAUAUCAGCUGGACAUCCUGGAAGGCCACGGACCAGGAGAAGGGAUACUUGUAUUUCUGCGAGUAUGCAGACUUAAAGAACGCUGUGGCCGACGCACCCAGCCCUAACACUCCGAGAUGGGAGACACUUCGCACUUAUCUCCGGAUACCGCAUGGAACCCCAGACGAACGAAGACAUUAUUCAGUGCUUCUAUGGAGCCCUCUAAUGAACGUACUAUGUUGA